Molecule: messenger RNA, 2148 nt
Organism: Cucurbita pepo subsp. pepo (vegetable marrow)
Lineage: Eukaryota; Viridiplantae; Streptophyta; Magnoliopsida; Cucurbitales; Cucurbitaceae
Source: RefSeq, a predicted model, not a curated record
AGUGAGAAGCAAACCUAAAGAACAGAGAGAGAGAGAGAAACGUUUUAAUUUCUUUGUCUUUUUUUUCUUUAGAGAGAGAGAGAGAGACCUUUCUGCUUCUUAGACCUCUUCCCAGACCUACGUCUCUUCUCUUUUUUCUCUCUGUGAUCCGAUCGCUCAAUCUUUUGAAAAUCCUUCAGAUUAAUUUGUUCGAUUCAUAUUUUUUUUUUAAAAUUCUUAGCAGUUGUUAGUUCUUCGAAAAAUCAAAAACAAAUUUGUUUUGAUCUUAUUGCUUAAUUUUAUUUUACUUUUUGCACUGUUUGCCGUCGAUCAAGGUACUGCCAUCUGAAAGAAACCCUAAUUUUAUAAUUUAUGAUGGCUGCUUCUAAUUUACCUGUCGCUGAUUCGGCGGCGGCAUCGAGUGUCAAUCAGUCUCCUCGUAAUUCUGGGCAGAAUUACGGCAGUCGCAGCCCCAAAUCAUCAACACGUCGCUCUGGUGGACGCACAGUGUCUUCUUCUCCGUGGACGCAGAUUGUUCGCGGUGAAAUGGACAUGGCGGCGGCUGUUUCGUCAUCUGCAUCUCCGACUACUGUUAUUGAACCGAUAUCGUUUUCGUCUUCUUCUUCGUCUGAGGAGCCACUGAGUGAGAGUUUGGAUGGCGGAAAUGGGUUGUCCGUCAAUGUUGCUGGAAAGAAGCCUGCGUGGAAUAAGCUCUCUAAUGGAACUGAGGCUGGGCCUGUCAUGGGGGCUGUGUCUUGGCCCGCUCUGUCGGAAUCUGCCAAGGGCACACCUAAAUCAUCUUCGGAUUCACUUAAAAGUUUAGGGGAUGGAUCCACUGGCGCGCAGGGGACUGGAACUCCGUCUUCCUCAUCAAACAAAGAAGGUAAUAAUGAUGUCAGACCCAAUCCUGAUUCAUCUCUUACUCAUCCAAUAACCUCACGCCAGAAAUCAAUGAGGCGUAGUGGUUCAGGUAAUUCAUAUAAUAGUGGCCUCCCCCAACAGUCAGCACCUUCAAGUCCUAUAAUUGAUCCAGCUCCUAACAAUUCUUCAAAGGAUCAGACAGAGAGAAGUACAUUUGCAUCACCAUCACAUAAUGAUCAUGGUCAUCAACAACCACGUUACUCAUUUCGUAGUCGUGGUGUUUCACAUCCACGUGGUGAUAAUUCCCAUCAUCAUAACUAUGGUUCUAGACGUGAUCACGAUCGUGGAAAUCAAGAUUGGAAUUCAAAUAGAAAUUUUAAUGCACAACCUCAUAGAGUUGUUCACAGGUUUAUUAGACCUUCUCCACCUCCACCUCCUAAUACUGCUGCCUUUAUUUCUGCUCCACCAAUGAGGCCUAUUGGGGGUCCAUUAUCCUUCCCUGAUUUUGCAUCUCCUCCAAUGGUAUAUGUUGGUCCCCCUCCUCCAGAGGCUCUUAGAGGUGUACCUUAUGUCACUUCAAUACCACCUAAUGCAAUGUUUUUUCACCCAGACCCUCAGUUGUAUGCUAUGAUAGUGAGUCAGAUAGAAUACUAUUUCAGUGGUCAAAAUUUAAUAAAAGACACUUUCUUGAGAAAGAACAUGAAUGAAGAGGGAUGGGUUCCAAUUAGACUAAUAGCAUCCUUCAACAAGGUUAAACGUCUGACUGAAAGUAUCCCAAUUAUAUUGGAUGCAUUGCAAUCAUCUUCACUUGUGGAAGUAAAGGGAGAGACGGUAAGGCGGCGUAAUGAUUAUGACAGAUGGAUUAUUCGACCUGGUGAAAUUCCUGAUGUUGCAGGCCCAUUAAGCCCAGGAAGUUCCAAUCAGGAUAUGUUGGCAGCUGGUGUUCAAACUAUUGCGCUAGAGAAUAUUAAUCAUAGGGUAUCUGAAGGUGGACAGGGUGCUGUUCAUGUUGAGGCACACCAAAGUAGUAGGCCAUCUGGAAAUAUGAGUAUGCACGCACAGCCAUAUGGUGAUAAUGGAACAGACCAAGUAAAUACCAAGGCAGGUUCAGAUCAUUCAUCUUCUGAAAGGAGUUAGACCAAGAACUUGUGCUGUGAACCCGUGUCCUUCUGAAUGAAAACUAGAUGUGGGUAGUAGAGAUUGAGGAGAUGUUAGUGGACACGGUUUGCUUAACAACAAUUCUCUUCUCGUGAUGCCAAGUAAAUUGGUGGGACUGAAGUUGAAGAAGAGGAACAAUAAUGAAAAGAG